This is a messenger RNA of Cladocopium goreaui, 1695 nucleotides long. Lineage: Eukaryota; Dinophyceae; Suessiales; Symbiodiniaceae. The record is from the annotation of a GenBank genome assembly.
AUGGCAUAUCAUGGCAUGAGGACGGGGAGCCUUUCGGGGGAACUUCCACCCCUGGAGAUCCCUGGAGAUCCCUUGGGAGCGGAGGUAUUGGCGAAAGCAAAUGCAACGCUCAGAAACCGGGACUGUUUUCCACGUCAGCUUUCCAUGCACGCCUGGCUGCUGGCGCUGGUGCAGCUGGCCUCAGCAGAAGUCCUCUGCUGGAGGGACUCGGUCCCACAGAGGAGUCGGAGUGCCUGGUCAGAAGCUCGCUGCUUGUUGCAGAGAAACGCGGAGGUGCCGCAGUGCGGCUGGCGCGUAGCAAGUCGUAGUCCCGCACAGUGGCAGGUUUCGGCCACCUUGGAACACAAGGAUGGCAUUUGUGACUUGACAUGGGCACCUUCUGGGCGAUUGACCGCGGCCACUGCAGAUGGUACGGUGAGCCUUUGGGAGGCUGCAGAGUCCAACUUUUCGCUGGAGAACCAUCCGCCAUGGACCUUGCGGGCCCUGCUGGGCGCCACAAGCCACGCUCCCGUGCGCGACGUCGUUUGGUCUCCAGAUGGCGAGCUGCUUCUGGCCGCCAGCGUCAGCGGCAGCCGCGUGUGGCGGUUGGCUGGCAAUGCCAGCCGCAUUCAUGUUGAAGCAGCUGAAGCAGACAACCAGAGCGAGAUUGUCGAGACGGAGUCCUUCGAUGUCCCAAAUUCCACCAACGAAACCUGGCGACGGAGGAGCUUGGAACCACCUGCAGUUCAGGGUUUGUUGCUGGAGCCCUGGGCAGUGCACUCCAUGCUACAGCAGCCAGACACGGCAUUGGCUGUGGAGUGGAGCAGCAACGAAAGCGCUUUGGGCCGUGUGCUGGCUGGCAUGAGAGAAUUCACAGCCUGCUCUGUGGCCGAAGGUGGCUUCGUGCCGUGUGCAGAGUAUGGCCACGAACGUCGCAUGGGCGCCACAUAUCUAGGCUUGAAGCACUCUGCUGCUAUUUGGCACUCAAGUGAGGCAAUGCCAAAUCGAUGGGCCUUAGAAGCGACCUUUGAGGGAACCAGCCAUUUGGUGGUCUCAGCUCGAUGGUCACCAGAUGGAAAGCGUGUCUUGACAGGUGGCAGUGAUGGCUUCGUCCGCGUUUGGGAACUCCAGGAUCUCGAUUUCCAUGGCAGCGGUCGAAAGCGUUGGAACAUCUUGACGGAACAACACGUCCAGAACGAGGCUGUUCGCGCCAUUGCAUGGUCGCCAGAUGGCGAGGAAGUGCUGACCAGCAGCCAACAUGGUGCCAACAUUUGGCGACCCUUCAAUGGCAGUUGGGAAUUGCAGGGUUCUCUUACAGCGACAAAUGGGCAAAAAUUGAUGCCCAAUUUGACCAACACAGCAUUGCACUCGCCGGAGAAUUCACCGCGUUUGGACACUUUGGACCCUGAUGCUAAUAUGCAUUGGAUCUCGCGUUGGUCGCCCAUUUGGGUGGCUGCCUGGUCUCCGGAUGGUCACCGGAUCCUCACUGGCAGCAAAGAUGGCUCUGCCCGCAUCUGGCUUCGAGAUCCGUCCCUGAUGGAAGCAUGGACAUUGGAAGCAACGCUUCAUGGUCAUCGCCAUGAGGUUUGGGCUGUCGCCUGGUCCCCGGAUGGUCUGGAGUUGGUCACAGGCGAUCAGGUCGGCAAAGUUCGUCUGUGGCGAGCGGGAGACAAAGCCGCAGAAGCUCUACUGGUACAGACCACUGCACCACAGUAG